AUGUUGCAAACGCCUGUUGGCCUGGCUCUGUUCGAAACCUUCUGCCCUAGUCGCAAGAAAACUGGAUCACCUCAAAAGAAACUUGAAUUUAUUAUUAAGGCCAGCACACGAACGAACGCUAGCGAAGUGAGCCAAGCCAUCGAGGUCGAUCUUGUCGCCGCUCAGACCACAAAGCUUAAAAAGCACCGAAAGAGCGGAACAGAACAUCGACGAGAACGAGGUUUCGAACCAAUUUGGACCACAACUUUUAGUAGCAUUCUUCCCAACCUCAACGGCUCUUUACUAACUUUACCACCGCUUACGACAUCCGCACAACGUUGCUACGGGGAUGAUGAAGAUAGAUACAUCCGUCGACGAGAAGUUGACGUAGCUUCAUUUAAAAAGGAAUCGAAACCGUGGCGUGGCUCCUCCGGUUUUGGCAUUGCGAAUAUUCUCAACCGUAACACUUCUAGCAUUCCUCGCAGCACCAUGCCCGCUAUCAGUCUACCGUCUUUUCACAGCUUUGGGAAGCCGCUGAUUGCGAAGCCAGAGAGGCACAUGGCCUUGUAUAAUAAUUACGAGGAAGAGAAUCAACAAAUCUCUAUACGCCAGCAACAUCAACACGGUAGCGCUGACUCUUCUCCAGCUCGGCAGUCGUCGCCCACUUUGCGCCACAUUGUCGUGGCACCUGCAGAUGAAGACGAGGCAGACCAGGAGAUGGAUAGCACGGCCGCUGAUACCCAUGGCGGUAUCGCCACUCAAUCAAUUCGUGGCGGCCGUUGGACGGUAGAUGAGCAUGAACGUUUUCUUGAGGGAUUUCGUAUUCACGGGCACAAGUGGAAGCGCGUGCAGCAUGUGGUACGCACAAGAUCGGUGACCCAAGUUCGCACACACGCCCAAAAGUAUUUGUUGAAAGUGGCCAAGCUUAAAGCGGAAAAGAAGCAAUGUGGCAAGAGUGUCGACAUGACCACUUUGUCUGCCGAGCGCUCGAGCAAACCUACUACUGUAGAGUCUAUUGAUGGCGGUACUACAGAAUCGUCGUCCACACCUGAGCAAGGUGGUAGCAAUGAUAGCCCACGCAAGUGUAUACGAAAGAAAGUGCGGCGUCUGGAUCAUGGGAGCUGCGAUCCAGUGGACCAAGAGUACAUUGCCGCUGCUGCUACAACGUUGUGCUUUCUCAUGAGUCAAAAGAUUGACUCAUUGAUUGACACGAGACACGAGCUGCAGGUGGAAACCAGCAAAGAUUAUGAGCCUUAUGACUGCUACGCGCCGCAACCAGCAGAAUUGAAUGCUGAGCACGGUGGGUCCCGCAAACGGUCGUACACGCACUAUUUGACGGAUCAACAGGAUGACUUUGGGUCAUCCUUGGACACUGGUCAUGGUGAGCCUUCGUCGUACACAUUUGAAGGCAAGAAACUUUGCUCGUAA
Molecule: messenger RNA, 1407 nt
Organism: Peronospora belbahrii
Lineage: Eukaryota; Oomycota; Peronosporomycetes; Peronosporales; Peronosporaceae
Source: the annotation of a GenBank genome assembly